Molecule: messenger RNA, 2838 nt
Organism: Talaromyces marneffei
Lineage: Eukaryota; Fungi; Ascomycota; Eurotiomycetes; Eurotiales; Trichocomaceae
Exons: 1
Coding region: 1-2838 (945 amino acids)
Biological process (GO): protein folding in endoplasmic reticulum
Cellular component (GO): membrane; cytoplasm
Source: RefSeq, a predicted model, not a curated record
AUGUUUUCGUCUGCACAGGACUUUUUGCUAUACUGGGUGAGACAGCGCGCUGUCAUCGCCGCACUCCGCAGUGCCUUUUCGAAUAACAACAACAACUACACAUACAGUAAUAUAUUGCGCGGGCGCGAAGCUCUGAUCAUUAUCGUCAUGACGGGAGCCUGCAUAGUUCAGGUGCUACGGUGGAUGCAGGUGUGGGUGUUGCUUGCAUCUGACUUCUUGGCGCAUGCGACAGCUACAGUGACACAGCUCCAAGUUCGACCUGAUGAUACUCAUGCUUUGACAUGUCCCGUUCCGACAUUUUAUGAUUUGCCGUUUCCGAUCUGUACUAUAUAUGACGAGAGCGAUUAUCGUGGCUCCGAUUACGUUUCUACUCUGCCCGCCGAACCAUCAGCAUCCAGCACUUCGUCGACAGCCGUGGCAGCGCAGUCCUCAUCACCGCCGGCGGCACCUGACGCCGAUGUUAACGACGAUUCACCGCUCGAUAACGCAAAGUUUCUCUCCUUCGAAGACUGGAAGAAGCAGAACCUCGCCAAGAUCGGACAGUCUGUUGACAACGUCGGCAAGCGACAAGCCAGCGAUGUCGGCCAGGAGCGUCGGGCACAGGCUAGGCCUAUCAAUAAUGCACUAGAUUCGCUCGGUGACGAUGCAGAGAUUGAAUUGAAUUUUGAUGGAUUUGGCUCUGAGUCUGCUCACCCCACACCUUGGGAAAGUGGGAGUCCCAAUGAAAUUAGGAAAGCCGAAGGGGAAUCUAGCGCCGACAAUGAUUCUGCCGAUGGCGUAUCUGCAGUGGGCCGGCGAAAGGACGCUGGCACGACAUGCAAGGAACGGUUUAACUACGCAUCGUUUGAUUGCGCGGCGACAGUGCUGAAAACAAACCCCGAAUGUUCGGGUUCAUCCUCUAUCCUUAUCGAGAAUAAGGAUAGUUAUAUGUUGAAUGAAUGUCGCGCGAAGAAUAAAUUCUUGAUCCUUGAGUUAUGUGACGAUAUCCUAGUCGACACAAUCGUCCUUGCCAACUAUGAAUUCUUCAGCUCUAUCUUUCGUACAUUCAGAGUCAGUGUCUCUGAUCGGUAUCCUGUCAAAGCAGACAAGUGGAAGGAACUUGGAAUAUUUGAAGCCAAGAAUACUCGUGCGGUUCAGGCCUUUGCGGUGGAGAAUCCAUUGAUCUGGGCUCGUUAUCUGAAGAUUGAAUUCCUCACGCAUUACGGGAAUGAAUUCUAUUGCCCUCUCAGUCUUGUUCGAGUGCAUGGCACGACCAUGUUGGAGGAGUAUAAGAACGAGGGAGAUUCGAGUCGGUCUGAUGAGGAUAUCAUGGAAACCGCCGAAGAAGUUGGAAAGCCCGUAGAGGCUGAACGGGAGUCAGCUGUGCAGGAGCAGCAGGAGGCGUUCGAUAACUCUACAGUUCCGGUCGUAAGCCCGGUCUUGGACAUUUCGGAGAAUAUUAGUCCGUUGAAUGGCAGUGUGCUGGAAAUAGCGGCUUUGGAAUUCUCCAUACUGGAGACAGCGACAUGUGCUGCGAACUAUUCUGCCUUGCCGGCGAAUGAUAUGUCGCAUCAGAUGGACAUCAAGACAACAGUGUCUGCUUCUGGAAGCGCAAAUACUACUGUUGUGACGCCAUCCGACUCAAAAGCAUCUCCGGAACGUGAACAGACAACUGGCAGUGAAACGAACAUGGCCUCACGGUCCGAGAGCCAGCAUACAUCUGGCCGUGGUUCAGGCACAGACUCGUCAGCAACCAGGACGGCGGGUGCAUCCGGAGAGGAUUCUACCCCUACAGUAGAGCCUACAAAAGUGAUACCCUCAACUCCGCCGUCGCCCAAUCCCACUACGCAGGAGUCUUUCUUCAAAUCGGUCAACAAACGACUACAAAUGCUGGAGACCAACUCGACGUUAUCAUUGCUCUAUAUCGAAGAACAGUCACGGAUGCUUAGGGAUGCCUUUAGCAAGGUGGAAAAGCGACAAAUGGCUAAAAUACAUACAUUCCUCGAGGAGUUGAACACAACGGUUAUUGAUGAGAUAAGAAGCCUUCACCUCGUCUAUCAAUCUCUACGCACUAUUGUUCUGGAUGACUUUGAGCAUCAACAACGUGAGGUCUCUACAGCUGCCUCUCAGCUCGCGAUCCUUACCAAUGAACUCAUGUUUCAGAAACGCAUGACUGCAUUAUCUAGUGUUUUGAUCAUGAUCCUGUUUGCUUUGAUACUUUUGCCGCGUGGGUCAGGAAUCGUAGGCGGCAUCGAUUUUCAUAGCAUAAUCCCAUGGUCUCCACAUCCAAGAUCAUCCACGAAGAUAUCGAGGAUACCUAGCACUGGCCCAUCCAGUCCAAGUCUUGAGUCAGAGACUCCAACACCGCCUUCUGUCAUUCCGCCCAUGAAGAAAACUCACCGACGACAGUGUUCGAAUGCCCUUGGUCACAAGUCAAUCAAAGAUCUACGCGAAUGUACAAAUCCAUUGGCCCAUUCGUCUAAGGAAGACCUUCAAUUUACCGGAUAUGAGGACAAUGGCCGCUUUCGCUCCAUGUCCGAAUUCUCUGAUUCGGAUAUCAAUAAGAUUCCUUACACGCCUUUUUCGUCGGAUAUUCGACAUAUGCUUGGUUACGACUCUAUACAUCUGGGGUCACAGCUUAACAUUGCGAAAGAUACAACGGCAUCGUCACCUAGUGCCUCCCCUUUACCGAACUUGGCUCAGGAUCGACCUGUUAGCAGUCCACCAGUACUGAAUGGGCCUGGUCUUAUACCCAAUGGCCAUCAUCUCAACAAGGAUAACCUGGUGGACAACGAGAGUGAUGGAGGAUCAGAUAGUGAUUCCUCGACAGAACCCUUUCCGCCAUUUCCUACAGAUUAA